Linum trigynum is the source of this 6800-nucleotide messenger RNA. The record is from the annotation of a GenBank genome assembly. NCBI's taxonomy places the organism in Eukaryota, Viridiplantae, Streptophyta, Magnoliopsida, Malpighiales, Linaceae.
UAAAAGAAAUAAACCCAAUUCCAAAAUUUUAUAUCGUCCCAUUAUACUGCUUGGUUGCUAAUACCAAGUAAUAAUCAACUGCCAUGUAUGUAAGUCGUUCAUUCAUUCACAUUUGCUUUUCAACGAAGAAAGUGAUUGAGGAAAACAAAAGAUAAAUGAGACCCCAUACAAACAGCCAAGCCGGACAGAAAAAGACACAAUAAUCAAAUAAAUGACAUAGACACUAUUAAUCUAGUUCCUGAAACGAUUUUGAGAACCCUAAUUUAUCCAUGAGAAUCAACUUCUCCCGGCCAACCGGCCUGACCAAUCUAGUAUGUUAUCAUUCAUUUUAUCGAGUUCCACUAAUAUAAGUACCCAAUCCAGCAUUGUUUCUCUUCAAUAUUGUUUGAGACUUGUCUCUGGUCUUCUGCAACGGAUAUGUGCUUGAAUUCUGCAGAAAAAAACUGCCUAAUUUGUUGCUUUAGAUUUUGCCUUGUAACCAUCUACAUCGAUCGAGAAUUGCACCCUUUUUGAAUGCUGCAAACUUAUCUUUGAUGCUCAUCCUCGUCUCCAUUGAGUUUUUUUCCGUCUCUUUCCUUCUGUAUUGUUUAGAUUUGGGAAGGAAAGAAGAGCACAGAUAUCAAUCAAUCAGCACAUAUAAUAAGCAUUAGGUAAUCGUCAAUCCAGCUAGCAUUUCGUUGUCUUUCGUUCUCGAUGUCUUUUAAUAUAUUUCUAGCUUUGUGCCCGGCGGUCGUUGGGUUGUGUGCUUAUAUUCUACUUGUGAUUCCCAGUUGCCACUCUCAUUGGCGAGCUUGGAGUAGCUCAAAGAUCACUGUCUCCACCUAGUCAGGAUGUCUUUGUCGUUUGUUUUGAGGUCAACUUGGUAGUUGUGCUUCUUGGAGGGUUCACACUUCACCUGUCAUGGCAACUAAGAAUAUUCGUGUGUUUGGUAAAUGUUCACCAUCGUCCUACUUGCAUGGGAGGAAUAUAAUAUUGUUUGGGUUUGUUGAAAUCUCCAUGGCCAUUUCAUAUUCUUGGGAAAAUCUCAAAACCCUCUUACAGAUCUAAAGUCAUUGAAAGUUCAGUCUUCCUCUCCUGCUCUCUUGCUUCGAUGUUGCUCCCCUGCCUUUUGCGUCUCGUUGCUGUUACCCUGGGUUUUCCUUGCUGUCUCUCCUACCCUUGAUCUUCAUUUCUCUCUAGCUUCCUUCAUUUUAUCCUGGGAAACUCCUUGCUAUUUCAUCUGGCAAUCUACUUCUCGCCCUUGUAAUUCCUUCUCACUUUUCCACUAUUCUACCUCUUGUUUCCAAGCUCCCCUGCAUCUCCUCUGUUUUUCCCUCCCAAAGAAAUGGUUGAAAUCAUUCUGGGCCCUCUAGUUGAACUAAUCCUUGUCAAGUUGGUCACCCUUGUGUCCGAUCAGGUCCGACUCCUCAGGAAUCUCAAACCUGAGAUCCUGAACCUCAAGGUUACCGUCACCAUCACCCAGGGUGUGCUUCUCGACGCAGAGAAGAAGCAGUCCCACGACAACCAAGUCAAACUCUGGCUCGAGAAGAUCUCCGAUGUUAUGUACGAUGCUGAGGAUCUGCUUGACGAUUUAUCCACAGAGGUUGCGCUUCGGAAGCUAGCAAAGACUCACCGGAGGCCUGGGAUGGCAGCGACUUUCCGUAGGAGAAUAUGGUCUCCGGUCUCUUCCCGUUCCAAGCAGUUGAUGUAUAAUCGUAAGAUGGCUCGUGAUAUUAAGGCUCUUCGGGAGAAGCUUGAUGUUAUAUCCAGAGAGAAGGAGGCUUUCAAGUUCGAAGUUGGCACCGAGUUAAGAGCUCUUCCUUCCUUCAGGGAGACGGAUGCCUGCCCACCCAGCAUUAUGAUUGGGAGGGACGAGGACAAGAAAAAUAUCAUUGAACUAUUGCUGAAUUACAACCCAGAAGCCAACAUUUCGGUCGUUUCCAUUGUUGGGAUGGGUGGGUUGGGUAAAUCCACCCUUGCUAAGUCCGUAUUUGAUGACAAAGAAGUUCAAGAUCACUUUGGUAUCAAAGCUUGGGUCUAUGUUUCACAGAGCUUUGAUUUCAAAAUGAUCAUCCGAAGGAUGUUGGAAUCCAUAACUCGUGAGAAAGUGGAGGAUCUCACUUUAGAUGCUUUACAAGCUCGGCUCCGGGGGGAAAUAGAAGGCAAGAAGUUUUUGUUUGUAUUGGACGAUGCUUGGGAGGAGAAGAGGCAAAGUUGGGAGAAAUUGGAAAAUUAUUUGGCGGUCGGUGCUCUUGGAAGCAAAGUGCUGCUGACUACUCGAUCCACAAGAGUGGCGGAUUUUGCUGGCGGAGCUCUAAAGUCGAGAACAAUUACCAGCAUUGUGGAGCCUUAUAAAUUGGAAGGCUUGUCAGAAGAAGAGUCUUGGAACUUACUGGUGGAAAAGGCCUUCCCAAGAAAACUCCCGCAAGAACCACAACUGCAAGAAAUUGGUAAAGAAAUACUGAGGAAGUGUGGUGGAGUUCCUCUAGCUGUGAGCACCAUAGCUGGUGUGUUAGUAGAUUCUAACGAUCCAAAGACUGAGUGGCCAUCUUUUAAAGAAAAAAGCGUUUCGAGCAUCACAAAAGAAGGAGAAAAAGAAGAUCCUACUAUGUCAGCUCUCAAACUAAGUUUCAAUCAUCUCCCUUCCCACAUGAAGCAUUGCUUUUCUUACUGUAAAUUGUUUGGAAAGGGUGAGAGGCUCCGUAUAAAAUUGUUGGUUCAACUUUGGGUAGCACAAGGGUACAUUGAUUCGGAAGAUAAAGGUUUUGACUGCUUCAAAACAUUAUGGUGGCGAUCAUUCUUCCAAGAGGUGGAAAUGGAUGGGCAGGAGUGGCUGGACAAUAUGUCAACAUGCACAAUGCAUGACUUAAUGCACGACCUAGCUGGCUCGAUAGCUGGAGAAAAGAUCAUAGUGACUCCAAGUUUAACGAUUCUAAAAAAUAUUCCUUCAAAGACCCGUCACUUGUGCAUAAGGGGUGAUCGUGAUCAGAGAGAAGAAGAUCAUGGUGGUGAUGGUCUGGGAAAUGCAAGCCAGGUGCGAACUCUUAUGUGCCGGAAGACUCUUACAAGAGAAGAAGUUCAACAAGUCAUUAAAAACUUCAUACGCUUGCGCGUACUAAUAUUUGUGUGCAAAGAUCCAGACUCAGACGACGAAGACAGGUCCAUUUUGGAUGCUUUUACUUCAAUUAAUUUUGAUAAGUUGAAGCAUUUAAGAUUUCUUGCUUUCAAUUGCGAGGGAAGGAAAGGACUUCCAAACUCAAUUAGCAACUUAGUUAAUCUGCAAGUACUGGAACUCAGUGCCUCCAAGUCACUAGAAGAACUACCAAAGGACAUUGAGAAGCUUGUUAAUUUGAAGCAUUUGGAGCUCAAAGCAGAGUUUGCGGGACAAUUAACCCAUAUGCCAAAAGGGAUUGGAAAGUUGAAGUUUCUCGCAAGGCUACCAAUGUUUGUAGUGAGGGAGAGGAGCAGUAGUAUUGGAAAUGACGAGACAGUUGGGGCUGAGUUGGAUGAGCUGAAAGGGUUAAAUGCAUUGUGUGGAGAAUUGAUAAUUAGAGGCCUAGGACAUCCUGAAUCUCCAAGAACAGGUGUUUAUGUCUUGAAUGAAAAGCAACAUCUCCAGUCACUUGUUAUAGAUUGGGGAAGAUAUUAUCACUUUGGCGCUGAUUAUAUUACUUCCGUGUCUAUUCAUCAUGAAGGGAUAUUGGAAAUACUGAAGCCACACUUUAAUCUGAAGAAGUUGGCGAUACAUGCAGGUUAUGAAGGGGUGAAGAUUCCUAACUGGUUGUCUGGCCUCACCAAUUUGGUUGAGUUCUCAUUAGAAGAUUGCAGGCAAUGUGAGUAUCUCCCCCCGCAAAUUCAUAAAAUGCAGAGUCUGAAGAAGCUUACAAUUGACAAUUGCCCGCUGUUGAAGGGCAUCGAUGAUGAUGGCCAUCAUCGUGAUUCUUCACCGAUAGAGGAAGAGGAUUGCGAAUGGCCUCGAUUUCGUUGUCUUGCUAACUUGCGCAUUGAGCAUUGCCCAAGGCUAACUCGGUUGCCCACUUUCCCUACCGUUGAAGGCGAGUUGGAGUUGGUUGCGGUGAGCUUAGCACCAUUAGCUAGGACUAUGAAGAUGAAGAUGAGGGGAGAAGGAGGUGUUGGUUAUAGGGAUUACUUCGAUACAAAUAUCCAUCCUCUUGGUACGUCUUCUUCUUCGGCAUUGGUCCACUCACUCUCUGGGCUGACCAAGCUGACUUUAAAAAUGAUUGAUGACGAUUUCGAAUCCCUAUCAUAUCAUGAUUCGAGCAGUUGUCUCGUAUCUCUUCAGGAGUUGAGAAUUGGGGAAUGUCAUCGAGGGGUAAAGCUUCCUAGUUCGUUGUGUUCCAGUGCAAGCUUGACGUUGAUUGACUUAAGAGGAUGUGAGAAGGUAGAGUACCUGCCACCCCUACAUGGACUUCCAUCCUUGAAAGAGCUAACAAUUUGGGACUGUCCGAAUCUGAAGGGAUGUUGGUGGAAGAAAAGGAAGGGGAAUAAUGAUAAUUAUGGCGAUGGUGGUGAUGAUGAUUAUUACAACUUUGAUCCUUCAAUGGAAGAGGAAAGGGAAGAUGAGGAGUGGCCCCGUUUCCCUUGUCUUUUGGCAUUGGAUAUUGGAGGUUGUCCAAACCUGACUCGGAUCCCUCUGUUUCCAACGGUUGAAGGGUUGAGGCUAAUGAGAACCAGCUCAGAGGCGCUAGUGCGGACAAUGAAGAUGCAAGUGGCGGGAGCAGUUCAUCAUGAUUCUCAGCAACAUUCCACUACAACAGCAACUACCUCUCCUUCUUCCCAGAGGACUGCGCUGGAUAGACCGCUAUCUAACUUGAAAAAGUUGAAACUUUGGUUAAUUGAAGAACUGGAAUUUCUACCAGAAGAAGGCCUCUGCAACCUCACUUCUCUCCGUGAAUUGGAUAUUUACUAUUGUCCAAGAUUAGCAAAUCUGCUUCCAGCAAUACAACACUUCACCUCUUUACACAUUUUGAAAAUUUGCGGGUGUCCUGAGUUGAUAAUAAGAUGCGAAAAGGGUGGAGGCGAAGACUGGCCCAACAUUUCCCACAUCCCCAAUAUAAAUCUGGACGGCUAUAUACUCCAAGCUUCAGGUUGGGUUCCCUGAGAUCUUUUUCACUAAGUUUCACAUCCUUGGCAUUUAUCUUCAAUUCAAUUUCUCUCAUUCAGGUCCCACUCUCAACAACAUAUCAUUCUCGUUGUUGAAAAUAUUUAAUUGUAGAACUAGUCUACUAAGAUAAUCAAGAACUACAACUAAUCCAUUGCUUCUUCUUGUUUUUUUUUUUAAUCCCAACUCUUAGAUUCUAAACCUUAAGCCACCAACUCAAACACAUCAAAUUACUAGUAAAUUUUAAAUAGUUUUUGUACAUAUUUGUCCAUCUUCUGUUUUAUUGCAAUUUAAAAUUGUGAUUAUUUUGCCUUGAAUUAGCUACUUAAAAUGACGAGAUGUGGUAUGCGCCCAAAACUUGUGCAUCUGGUAUUUUGAAUGUAUUUGCACAAAUUAAAACUCUUAAAUCAUUGUUUUUAGGAAUUAGAGAAUCAGGGUGUAAUGUUUUCUAUUCAAGUUUGCAUAUCCUAAAUGUUAAUCAGUUCAUGCUCUAGAAUUCGCACAAUAUACAUAGUUUUUUUUAUUCUUGUUAAAACUCCUAAUCAUUGUUUUUAGGAAUUAGAGAAUAAAUGGUGUAAGGUUUACAAUUCAGGUUUGAAUAUCCUAAACGUUGAUCAAUUCAUGCUCCAACAUUCGCCAAUGUCAUAAUUUUUUUUUAUUUUGGAUUCAUGCUCUAAUUUUUCCCAUCUUUACUAUUAUCGUCUAUUUUGGAUAGCAGCUUCUGUGUACAAGUUGACGAAGAGCGACCGUGAUAGUGCACGCCCUCCUGUGUUUGAUAUGAAACCAGCUUGGUGGUCUCUUAAUUGCUUUUUAUGCUGUGUGCUAACAGGGACUUAUUUCUGAAGGGAAGCUGGACGCUUCCAACACGCCGUAUUAUGAGCCGUUCACUGAAGACGUGAUCACAUGAGAUGAGAGCCGAGAUCGAGAGAGAAGGGUCGUUUGCUGUGGAUCGCCUGGAGAUCAUCGUGAUCCGAUGGGAUGGGUGUGUAAUGGAGGAGGAACGCAGUGCGACCAGGCGACCAUGGCGAGGAACAUGGGGAAAGCGAUUAGAGCAGUGAACGAGGCGAAGAUUCGAAGCCAUUUCGGUGGAGGAGAUGUGGAGUUUGUGGAUCGUUUGUUUCAGAAGUUUGGCAGGAUCAUGGUGGAUGACUCUGAAGGAAGUUGAGCAUGUCAAUAUUGUUGUCUCUGUUGUCGAUGGCUUUGUGUGAUCUACUUGGUAAUAUCAUUUGCACUCAUAUUUCGAUUUCAAUUGUAUUAUGGAUUUCUAGUACUACGAAAAAGGAUCUAUUGAGAGUUGAGACUAUCUUUGCUGAACUUAUUGAUUGAAAUUUGAAUCUGAGUAUCUUUUAGAUUUUGACUGUUGGCCUCGAUGUUUAAAGUGUAGUCAAACGUUGUUGAUUUUUGUGGUAUGUUUGGAGGGGUAGCGAUGACAAAGAAUGAUUGAAUAUAGGAGUUUAGUGAUGACAAUUUUUUACAUGAUUCGCACAAUUCGUCAUGUUCCUACUUGUUUGUUUGGGAAAAGUAUUAUUCAAUCUAUAGUAUUAGUAGUGUGUGAAAUAGGUACGAGUAUCGCUUUCGAUCAGUUCUGUCUCGUUCUCGACUCGUUAUUUCGUAAUUUGUAUUAAUCUCUACAUGUAUUUAUUCUUUUUUUAACAUUUUUAAAUCAUAUUUUCGUCUAAAAGAAAUUUUAAAAUUCAUA